AUGGAUUCCCUUCCAAUCUUGACUGUUCUUGAAGAGUCCAAAGUAUCGCCACCACCAGCCACCGUAGCCAACAGAUCACUGCCUCUAACUUUCUUCGACUUCUUAUGGCUAACCACCCCUCCGAUUAACACUCUCUUCUUCUACGAGCUCCCAAUCACCAAAACACACUUCACUGAAACAAUCAUUCCCAAUCUGAAAAAUUCACUAUCAAUCACCCUUCAACAUUUCUUUCCUUUCGUUGGUAACUUGAUCAUAUAUCCUUCUCGUGCUCAAAACCCUGAAAUCCGAUAUGUUGAAGGCGAUUCUGUGGAGGUUACAUUUGCAGAAUGUACCCUUGAUUUCAACGAUCUUACAGGAAACCAUCCUCGAGAAUGUGAUAAGUUUUAUCAUCUUAUACCUCUUCUCCGACGCACUGCUGAAGUUUCCGAUUUCAUAUCAAUCCCAGUCUUCUCCGUUCAAGUCACACUUUUUCCCAACUCCGGAUUCUCUAUUGGAAUGACAAAUCACCAUAGCCUUGGUGAUGCUAGCACCCGGUUUUGUUUCUUGAAGGCGUGGACAUCCAUAGCUCAAUCUCGCACAGAUGAGUUGUUUCUAGCUAAUGGAAGUAUGCCGGUUUAUGACAGAAUUCUCAAAUACCCGAAACUAGACGAAAGCUAUCUGAAGAGCCAAAAGGUUGAAACUUUUGACGAUGAGUAUCAACCUGCAAGUCUUUCUGGGCCAACUGAUAAAGUUCGAGCCACGUUUAUCUUGAAACGAAGUGUCGUUAAUCGGUUGAAGGAAUUAGUUUCAAACCAACUACCAACGUUAGCAUAUGUAUCAUCUUUUACUGUUGCAUGUGGUUAUAUCUGGAGUUGCGUCGCAGAAUCACGAAACGAUGAACUGGAAGUAUUUGGUUUCACCAUUGAUUGCAGGGCACGUUUGGAUCCACCGAUUCCUGCGGCUUACUUCGGCAACUGUAUUACGUAUUGUUUGACAAUGGAGAAAACAAAGGAUUUAAAAGGAAAAGAAGGAUUCUUCAUUGCUACCAAGUUGCUUGGAGAAAGCCUACAUCAGGUCUUGACUGAUAAGGAUGGAAUCGUGAAAGAUUUAAGGUCGUUUGAUGAUUUGUUUUCUGGAGUGACGCCGACGACAGUGAUGGGGGUUGCUGGAACACCGAAGCUUAAAUUUUAUGAUUUGGAUUUCGGAUGGGGGAAGCCUAAAAAGCAGGAAACCAUUUCCACAGAUUAUAGUGGAUCCAUAUCUGUGAAUGCGUGCAAAGAAAUCAACGAAGAUCUGGAGAUCGGCGUCUGUCUUUCGGCUACUGAGAUGGAGGCUUUUGUUCGUAUUUUUGAUCAUGGAUUAGAAGCUUACAUUUAG
Molecule: messenger RNA, 1356 nt
Organism: Lactuca saligna
Lineage: Eukaryota; Viridiplantae; Streptophyta; Magnoliopsida; Asterales; Asteraceae
Source: the annotation of a GenBank genome assembly